This is a messenger RNA of Pangasianodon hypophthalmus (striped catfish), 1802 nucleotides long. Its product is annotated as gastrula zinc finger protein XlCGF49.1-like. NCBI's taxonomy places the organism in Eukaryota, Metazoa, Chordata, Actinopteri, Siluriformes, Pangasiidae. Gene Ontology annotation, biological process: regulation of transcription by RNA polymerase II. Gene Ontology annotation, molecular function: DNA-binding transcription factor activity, RNA polymerase II-specific; RNA polymerase II cis-regulatory region sequence-specific DNA binding. The record is from RefSeq and is a predicted model, not a curated record. Bases 888 to 1442 code for a protein of 184 amino acids. The transcript has 2 exons.
CUCAAAAAGCUAACAAUCCUAAAUGGCUUUCUACUUCCUAUGCUAGUGCACUACACAGGCUAGAAAAUAGUGAUAGUGCUGUUUACACACUCUGGAGUGCACUAGAUAUCCAAUCAGCACUCAUUUGGGACUCAGCCCUAGUCAAAGCUUACAGUGUGUGCAGAUAAUUACUGAGUGGUUUGGUUCCUCAUCAUAGUGGAGUCUUCUUUCUUUGGAAAGUACACUCCUCUGUAGUUUGGUUAAGGUGCUGUGGGUUGCUAACUUUGCUAACUUUGUCUCAACAGGAGAUUCUUUUCACCAGGUGUUAUUUCUAAUGUAAUUCUCUUCUCUUAAGCUUGAUUUGAAAACAUCUAAACAGUCAGAUUAUUAUCAGCAUUUCAUUAGCCUUUGUUCAGCUUGGAGAUCUGAGGGACUGAAGGUGGUUUCUCAUUCCCAGCCUCUCAGAUGAGUUUAUUUCUCCAUAAAUCAGUGUAGAUAGGAUGUUACACCUAUAAGGGGUGCAUUGCUCCUUUUCUUUUCUUUAAAAAGUCUUGAAUGUAAGACCACAGCACAAUUAUAUCACUUGCAAAAAAUUUAUUACUUCCUGCAUAUGUUUUUGUUGCUUGUACGAAAUGUGAAUUUCAAAACACAUUUUUCACUCUAGAUUGAAUAAAAUCCAAGUUUAGUAUAGGAACCAAUGUGCAGACCGCUUCUUAAAACUUACUGAGCAGUAGUUACAUUCAGGAACAUUAAAUUCAUCAGCUUCUAAUUAGAAAGUUUCUUUCCACCUUAAACAGCAGUUCCAUUCAGAAGAUGAGAAGAAGCCUGGAGGCACCAGUGCUUAACUUCUGCAGCAUUUAAGACAUUUUAAAUGUACCUCAAUAAGAACAUCGCAAGACACAACUAGGAUGAAGUCAGAUGAGAUUAAACUUGAUGAACCCACAGAGAGCUCCAAUAGUGACCAAAGUUCAUCUGGAACUUUCCGCACAAGCUCCUCUCGCAGACGAGUGGAAAAAGAACCUCACUACUGUUCUCAGUGUGGAAAGGGUUUCAGUGUUAAGGGUAAUCUGAAAAUACACCAGCGAAUUCACACAGGAGAAAAGCCAUAUCAGUGUUCACUCUGUGGAACCAGCUUUAGACAGAAGGGUACUCUCCAAAAACACCAACGCAUUCACACUGGAGAUAAACCUUAUUACUGCUUAGAGUGCGGAAAAAGUUUUAAUCGAAAGGAUGAUCUGCAAAUACACCAGCGCAUCCACACGGGAGAGAAGCCGUAUCAGUGUUCAGAGUGUGGGAAGAGCUUUAAACAAAGAGGUCAUCUCCUACAACACACGCCUGUUCACACGGGACAUAAACCUUAUUACUGCUCACACUGUGGGAAACAGUUUACUCUGCAGAGUAAUUUCCAGCGACACCAGCGCAUUCACACAGCACAGAAUGUGGACAAGCAACACUUCUUAUGAGAAAGUGUGGGAGUUGAGUAGUUCCAAAGGAUUAUUUUAUAUCAAAUAAAGUCUUUCUACAGAAGGUGUUUCAUUUCUACAUCUUCUGCAUAUUCCUGAAAUUAUAUUUGCAAUAAUAAUAGCUAUUACAUUGCCAGCCCAAAUUUUUAAUUUUUAAUUGUUUUUUAGAGAGGCAAUAGUUAGUUUGUUAAUUUUAUACUUUCAGAUACCCAUGGAUUAAGAGUGAGUUUCUGUGAUAAGCAGGAUUUAUCAAGAACAAGAUGAUGUCGAGAUCAGUGAAAUUAUACAACUGUCAUAAUAUGUUUUUUAUAAUCAUUGUGAAUGAAAUUUAAUAAACUAUCAUUCAAAUCAUUCAAAAGA